CCCUCCCACUGAACUGCGGGACCCAGCGGAGCGGGCCAGGCUAGGCUGGCGACGCUGCCCGCUCCCGGGCUGGCAAGGGCCGCGGGCGCCGGGCUCGGGGCUCCAGACGCCGCCGAUGGGAAGCAGCACUCGAAAGGGCGAGAGACGACGCCGCGGCCACCCAUACCAUCGCGGUCACCAUGGGGAACAAGCAGACCAUCUUCACUGAAGAGCAGCUGGACAACUACCAGGACUGCACUUUCUUCAAUAAGAAGGACAUCCUCAAGCUUCAUGCACGGUUCUAUGAGCUGGCUCCCAACCUCGUCCCGAUGGACUACAGGAAGAGUCCCAUCGUCCAUGUACCCAUGAGCCUCAUCAUUCAGAUGCCGGAGCUCCGGGAGAAUCCCUUCAAGGAGAGGAUUGUGGAGGCUUUCUCCGAGGAUGGCGAGGGGAACCUCACCUUCAAUGACUUUGUGGACAUGUUCUCUGUGCUCUGCGAGUCAGCGCCUCGGGAGCUCAAGGCAAACUAUGCCUUCAAGAUCUAUGACUUCAACACUGACAAUUUCAUCUGUAAAGAAGACUUAGAGAUGACGCUGGCCCGACUCACCAAGUCUGAGUUGGAAGAGGAUGAGGUAGUGCUUGUGUGUGACAAAGUCAUUGAAGAGGCUGACCUGGAUGGUGACGGCAAGCUGGGCUUUGCUGACUUUGAGGACAUGAUCGCCAAGGCCCCUGAUUUUCUCAGCACCUUCCACAUUCGAAUCUGAAGACACUGCCAAGGCCGUGGGGGCCUAGAGCUGCAUCCUCUGGCCUGCUGUCUGUGCAGGUACGGUUUCCAAGUGCUCCAGGGAAGGAGCUGUGGCCUCUGGGGUUCUCACCCAUGGACAUUUCCUAUGGCCCUUUCAGCAAAAAAUAUAAAAUAAAAUAAAAUAAAAUAAAAAUUUAACUGCAACAGGGUUGUGAAGAGCAGGACCCUUCCCUGGGCCCCCAGUGGCCUACCCUCAAGACCUGCAGUUCCCCUGUGAGCCUUCUCACGCACCCCCGGCCCAGUCCUUUUCUCACCUAGGAGGGGAAGGUGGAAAAAACCCAUCGGGAGGGGUGAGGGUGGGUUAUCUGUGUGCUGGGCAGACAACCCAGUCACCCGGGGAUGAAUGCGAAAAUCAACCAAACAAAGAAAACAAAAAACAAAACCUGGGGCUUUAACAAGCUAUGCAAUCUUUUACCAAAGUCAAGGCUGGGCUGUACCCACCUCCGCCCCCGUACUUUCCCAAUGUGAAGCUGUAUAAGCAGUUCAGUCCAAAGGGCUCUGCCCCUGUGUCUUGAACACUACCCCACCCCCCUCCCUGAUGACAUGGUAUCACUUAUGUGUGCUGACCUCAGAUUUGUGAACUCCUAGAAAUAAAACACUUUUUGUGUCCUGCA
This is a messenger RNA of Mus caroli (Ryukyu mouse), 1398 nucleotides long. It is a transcript of the gene Cib2, whose product is annotated as calcium and integrin binding family member 2. Gene Ontology annotation, molecular function: magnesium ion binding; calcium ion binding. Gene Ontology annotation, biological process: calcium ion homeostasis. Lineage: Eukaryota; Metazoa; Chordata; Mammalia; Rodentia; Muridae. The record is from RefSeq and is a predicted model, not a curated record. Gene Ontology annotation, cellular component: cell periphery; cytoplasm; stereocilium.